This is a messenger RNA of Penicillium verhagenii, 534 nucleotides long. RefSeq names its product cytochrome c oxidase subunit IV family protein. The record is from RefSeq and is a predicted model, not a curated record. Lineage: Eukaryota; Fungi; Ascomycota; Eurotiomycetes; Eurotiales; Aspergillaceae. The coding region runs from base 1 to 534 and encodes 177 amino acids. The transcript has 3 exons. Gene Ontology annotation, biological process: mitochondrial electron transport, cytochrome c to oxygen.
AUGUUCCUUCGCUCCAUCGCUCGCGCCGUCCCUCGCGGACAGGCUCCCAUCCGCGCUGGCCCCAUUGCCUCGCUGAACGCCAUGCAAGCUCGCUUUGCUUCCGACCACGCCAUCGCCAACCCCACUCUCGCUAGCAUUGAGAAGCGCUGGGAGGGUAUGCCCCCUCAGGAGCAGGCCGAGCUCUGGAUGUCUCUCCGCGACCGCAUGAAGGUUGACUGGAACCAGAUGACUCUCCAGGAGAAGAAGGCCGCUUACUGGAUUGCCUUCGGUCCCCACGGUCCCCGUGCCCAGACCCCCAAGGGUGAGGGCUGGAAGAUCGUCUUCAAGGUGACCCAGUUGACCCUCGUCUCCUUCGCCAUCUUCUACGCCAUCCACCUCUUCGCCAAGCCCCAGCCCAAGACCAUGUCCAAGGAGUGGCAGGAGGCCUCCAACGAGUACGCUCUGUCUGAGAAGAUGAACCCCAUCCACGGUAUCAGCAAGCCCGGUUACGAGGGCAAGGGCUUCGUCCAGAGCCCCCCUCUUGAGAAGUCAUAA